Molecule: messenger RNA, 872 nt
Organism: Microplitis mediator
Lineage: Eukaryota; Metazoa; Arthropoda; Insecta; Hymenoptera; Braconidae
Product: steroid receptor RNA activator 1-like
Exons: 3
Coding region: 102-806 (234 amino acids)
Biological process (GO): regulation of transcription by RNA polymerase II
Cellular component (GO): nucleus
Source: RefSeq, a predicted model, not a curated record
CUAAGGUGUUAAAGUGUAAAGUGUGUGUAAGCAUUCACAAGCAUUCAUAACAAAAAUAUUAUUCACUUUGUGAUAACCUAUGAUAUAAAUAUACGUCAGCAAUGGAACAAAAAGAAGAGCAAGUUUUGUCUACACAAAAAAAACUUCAAGCGUCCCACGAUCCCGGUUGGAACGAUCCACCAAAAUGGGCGUUCACUCCAACACCUGCUGGAAGUACACCAACAAAGAGGUUAUUAAACAAACGUGUUGCAUUUCCUUUGAAUUCAUCUGGAGGACCUGGAGCGAGUCAACCUGGCCGAGCGCCACCUCCAGUUCUCCCACCGUUUCUGCCCGAACCAGCACGUGGGGAACUUUUGGCGACUGCACCUCAUGUUCCUAACAUAGAUCCUUCAACCAUGAGAGCAGAACUUGAAAAAAGAGCGUUGGAUUUCGAUAAGCGGCAAUGUCUACAAGACAUUCUCUAUAAUUUCAAGAUGGUCAUUGAUGACCAACCCAGUAGCUGUGAUAAGAUUGAGGAGGUCAGAAGACGUUUGGAUAUCAUGAAGUCCAUGUGGAAGGAAAAUAAACUUCAUGAAGACAUGUAUGAAAAAGUAUUAAUGUUAUCUCGAGCACUAGCUCGUAAGGACAUUGAAGAAGCUGAUAAAAUCCAUGUUGAUUUAAUGACGAAUUAUCCGGCACACUGUACCGCGUGGAUUUCUGCUAUAAGAUAUUUGAUUUUGGGAUUGAAAGAAAAAAAUUUAACUGCUCAGGAUGAUUCUACUGAUAAGUCUGAACCUACGUUAUCAAAACCUACGGAUUUAAAUUAAGUAAAUAAAUUAUUAAGUUAUGAUACCGAAUAAAUAUUUAAAUAAAAAAGAACAUGGUUUAAAAAA